Molecule: messenger RNA, 1101 nt
Organism: Saprolegnia diclina VS20
Lineage: Eukaryota; Oomycota; Saprolegniomycetes; Saprolegniales; Saprolegniaceae
Exons: 2
Coding region: 153-911 (252 amino acids)
Source: RefSeq, a predicted model, not a curated record
CGAUGGUGGCGACGACGACGACGGCCGAGAAGAAGCGCCACAUACGCGCGCUGGCCGCGGCCGGAAGCUGGUCGACGGUGCGUCGGAUCAUGAUGGAAGCACAGGGGGUGGGAAGAUGACCCUCUGCAUGGACGUGCAGAUCGAGGCAACCUAUGGACGCAAGAUGGUCCAGCGGGCGAUGGAGUGUAGGAAGCGUGCGACGACCUCGACCGACGAAGCACGUGCAUGUAGAUGCUGUCAAGAAGCGACCAGCCAAGCCGCAUGUGGACGAUCGUGUGCCGAGUCCCCAAACAUCCCGCCCGACGACGAUCCCAACGCGAGAGAUGCUCAUUCAGCAAGAGAUGGAAGCGUGUGCGGCGCUCCUCGGGGACUUUGAGGAGGACGAGGUGCAAGCGUUUCCCAAUUUUCAACUGCUUCCGAUGGCAGUGGCUCCCGUGGUGAUUCCCCGGACGCCGCCAUCGACAACCGAAGCCAAGCAGCCGCUGCGCGCUAUCGCGGUCACCAAGCCGCCCCAGAGCACGCAAUAUCCUAGAAUUUCGACUUCACGGUCUGAGCAAACGAGAAACGUGGUCCUGCCCAGGCCCAGAGCAGUGAUCGACCAAAAACCAAGCAAACUACAAUCGACGCCAAGCAGCACCAACAAGGCGUUCCAUGCCACAAGACUCGCCCGAGCAGCACCUUCUGCGCGCCGUUCGGAUGCGUCUCCAGCGCCCUUCAUGUCACAGCCCAUGGCGCCAGCGACGAGCGCACAUCAAGGCCCGGGCGUCGCACCAAGUCAUGAUAUUCUGCGCGACAUCAAGUACGAGGUCGCACAUCAUUCACGAACUGUUCAUACUGUCCGUAGAGCUCGCUGGCUCGAGACCAAACUCAACGCCAAGCUCUUCGACGACAUUGCUUGCGUCCUAACAUAGCAUCAGGACACCAUCGUCUAUGGCAGCCAAGCAAUAUUGUUGUGUGCGCUUCAUCAGCCAACUUUUGAUUCUACGAGACGCCAAUGUUACCGCAUGACCUACUACUAGCACUACCUACAAAUCUAAUGGCAGCAGUCGUCGUCGACCAUCUGCAACUAAUGUCCUACAACAACUACUCCUAUGUCUCCUA